AUGCGUUACUCGCGUUGUUGGGACCGCUUCGAACCUUACUCGCAUGAAGACGAAAGUGAUUUUGAUCCGACGUUGCAAUUUUAUCGUGGCGAACUAUUGGAUCACGACACUAUUCAAGACAUGAACCUACUUUCGCUUUCCGUUACCAACCCGUCCGAAGAAGAAACUCAGGCUGAUAACGUCGGCGAAGACAUGUCACCCAUCCAAAUGAUGGAAUCCAUCUUCACUGAUCUGAGCAAAGAUGAACUCGACCAGGUUUUAGCAAAGCACGAUUACGAUGUCGAUCGAGCCAUGGAAUAUCUCAUUCACCGAAACACCACCGAAGUCGAGAUGCCUCCACCUUUACCCGUGCCCGCUGAUACAGUGGUUAAAAAACGCCAAGUGUGUCGUCAUUAUCUCGCCGGUGAAUGCUAUCGCAAAGAUUGCUGGUUUGCUCACGAUCUCCAAGUCAAGGUGUGCAAGUUCUGGUUGCAAGGAUCGUGCCUCAAGGGUGAUUCAUGCGAGUUCUCACAUUACAUUGACGUACAAGAAGUAGCGACGAAAAUCACCAAGGAAACCAAGCCUGAGAUCAAAUUUAAUGGAAAUGAUUACCCAGAGCUAUCCAGUCGACCCACCAAAAAGUCAUCUCCCCAAGUGGCCGUAUCAUCCCAAGAAGAAUUUCCCUCGCUCACAUCGGCUGCGAAAAUGCGGUCGGCAAGACCAGCCGCGAAGAUCAUCAACUUUGCCGAAGCUGCCAAGAAAAAAGCAUCCAGCAACACCAGUGCGAACAAAAAAUCGCUCAAAUCAGUUCAGACCAAUGCUAUUUCCAAACAACGUUUAAGGCAACCUGUUCGCAUUCCAUGGCUGGAAACAGGGAGCGCGUUGAAUGCGACCUAUCUUGAGCAGCGAAAACAAGCCAUCGAAUACGGUAUGUUGCGCAAUCGGUUCUUCAGUCGUGCAACGGAAUUUUACCUCAACGGCGACGGUGCCAAGGCAAAAGCCUAUUCGUUGAAAGCCAAACACUACAACCGUUUGAUGCAAGAGAUGCAUACCGAAGCCAGCCGACGCAUUUUUGAGCAGCGGAAUCAAAGCGAAGCAUUUGUUGAUCUCCACGGUUUGCAUGUGGAUGAAGCACUGGAUAUUCUUGAGGAACGAUUGGAUAAAUUGAAGGGAUAUCAAGGUACCAUUUACAUUGUUACCGGCACAGGGCAUCAUUCCGGCAGUACGGGGUUGAGCAAGAAACAGAGUAAAUUGAAACCAAAUGUCGAGCAAUAUCUGAAGGAUAGAAACGUCGUGUUUGCAGAAACUAGUGUUGUCGGAGAUAAAAGAGGCGGCGUUUUCGCUGUCGAUCUUUCUCGGUGA
Radiomyces spectabilis is the source of this 1341-nucleotide messenger RNA. RefSeq lists its product as uncharacterized. Gene Ontology annotation, molecular function: metal ion binding. NCBI's taxonomy places the organism in Eukaryota, Fungi, Mucoromycota, Mucoromycetes, Mucorales, Radiomycetaceae. The record is from RefSeq and is a predicted model, not a curated record. The coding region runs from base 1 to 1341 and encodes 446 amino acids. The transcript is spliced from 3 exons.